AUGGCCUCUUCUGCACAGUCUGGUGGUGAUGCGCCAGCUUUGCCUUCUAGCAGGGUGGCUGCGGAUAUUCUCCUGGCUGAUUCUUCACCUUUCUGCUCUGCUGAAGAAGCUUUGGAGCUUAGGGAUUCUUUUCGCAACCACUUUGCUGAUUUUGCGGAUCCAACAGACCCUAAUCAACCGCCUCCUGCUCCAGCACCCACUUUCGAAGUUGCUGAUUCAGAUGCAGAGGAAGCUUUUGAACCCAGGAGUAAGCUUCGACGUGCCUCCAGCGGAGAUCAAUCUUGGCAGCUUAUAGAGCAGAACCAGCCGGUGCCCGAGAAUGCAUCCUUUCAUGGGUGGGGCACAACGGGCGCCAGCCUACAGUUGCUCGGCUCCGUAUCGCUUUCCCUGGCAACGCCGAGACCAGUUCAGCCCUCAACAACAGCUUUGCGAGCACCUUCAGAGUUACACCCGCCUGCCUUUCGUGAGCCGAUCGCCGGCUUGGUCACCAGCAAGGAUAAUCAUCAGGCGUGCGAUGAACGCAACAAGGUACUUUUCGACCAGCUUUGUGCAUCGCAUGGUGCCUACAGCGAGGUGCUGCAACAGCUUUCAGGGAGUCGCGAGGGCGCAGUGAUCAAGUCUCGGCUUCUCAGCAAGGUGAGUGACACCACGGCGGCCCGCUACCUUCGCUCAGUCCAGCUUUUCUUUUGUGCCUUUGAGGAGCUGGGUGGCAACAUGGAGUCCAUCGACCAAGGUCUCUUCCUUGAUGCUUUCUUCGCUUUAUCUCGAGGCUCCGAAACAGGCCCCCUUUCCAACAGCAUCAAUGUGCUCAAGGCGCUGCGUUGGUACAAGAAGCUUCUUUCACUUGCAUGCCUCCCAGACCUGUACGGCACAGCUUUCAGUCUCCUCUCCAAUCCGUCUGGCCAGGAGAAACGAGAGAGCAUACCACUGCCGCUCUCUUUUGUGGCCUUCCUUGAGCGCACCCUGCUUUCAGGCACAGCCAGCUUGAUGGACACCAUCUGGGCGGGGUCGUUCUUGGUGGCAAUCGGUGCGAGCCUCCGCUUCGCGGACGCCCAGCACGUCCGCUGGAGCUCACUUUGUGUGAGCCAUUUCACUUUACGGGGAAUAUGCUACAGAACCAAGACCACCAAAGGCGGAUGCCCCUUUGGUCUUCUCAGCUUCGGCCCCUUUUCGUCCUCUGAGGAAUGGGGGCUGACUUGGCUCCCCCGCUGGUUGGGAGCAUUGGACAAGGUUUGGUCCGACCUCCGCUCCCGCUUUGGGGCCCAGCCGGAACCAGAUUGCAUGUUUUUCCUGUUAAGUGAUGCAGGCUUUGCUCCGGCCACUCAUUCACAGGCCCUUCAGAAGUUGCGCCACUGGCUGACGCUUUCAGGGGUAGAGCAGCACCAAGCUUCUCAAUAUACGCUUCACAGUUUGAAGACGACCUUCCUUUCGUGGAUGUCUCAGCUUUCUAUCCCACUGGCGUCCCGCUUUCUCCAGGGACAUCAUAAAACCCCUGGCUCUGCCCAGCUUUAUUCACGGGACGACGUAUGGCCAGCCCUGAGAGCGCAGCUUCUUUUGUGGCGGUCGAUCCACUCCGGCUUCCGUCCUGCCAGGCCGCAACACCGAGGUGGACAAUCACCGCUUGCCGAGCCCCCCUUCGAGACGGCGGGGUUCCAAUGGGACGCCUUCAUCCCGGAACUUACAUGUUUCUCGCUUGGCAGUGAUUUCCAAUCAUUCCUUGCCCUGGAACAACAGGUCGACCACUUCGAGGACUCAGAUGCCGAUGAUGCAGGCCCGGCUCGCCCUUCAGCGAUGGUCGCAUCCACUUUGGAGGUCGACCCCACAUGGCAAGAUGCAACGAGCGAGAGGCUUAGUGUGUCACAUGAGGAGCAGAUGCCCAAUGCCAGGUUCGAUGUCACCCCGCUUGUGGAUGCAUCUCAGAAUUUUCCGCUUUUGCGCAUUUUCCGCCUGAAUCUCGCUUAUGUAAGCGAUCAGCUUAUGAAACAUAAUCCCGCUUUACUCCCAGCGUGGGUCAUGGCCAAGUUGUCCCCCGACUACGUGUUCAGCCUCCUCAAAAGCAUGAACGAGGCUGAGAGGGCCCACUUUUUGAAGCGAAUGGAAGGAGACCCGCUUCUUCCUUCCACAACGCCGGCACCCGCUUUGGCAGCAGCACCUUCGGAGCAGCCUGCUUCGAGCACCGUGAUCGACCCCAUCGGGGACUCUAUCGCUGCCGAAGAUUACGGGACACCGGCCGCUUUUACGUCUUCUCCCUCGCCUGCUGCACCCACUUUGGAGGCACCAGCGGAGCCUAAAGCAGCUACCGGUGGCGAGAGCGCCCCCACGGGAGCCACUUCAGCUGCUCAGGGAGACGAGGCCAACGCCGAGGCCACGGGUGACGGGGUCACGAACGCCAAACGCUGGCAACGUGAACCCGAGGUCAAGGAACCGCCGCCGCGACCUCCUUCGUCGCCCGCUUUGGCGUCGACCACCCCAAAGGCCGGGGUACCGCUGCUGAAGUCGAAGAGCAUGGCUACGCCCGCUCCACCCGCUUCGGUGGCCACUACACCCCCGGCGGCUACGCCCAGCGCCCCUCCCGCUUCCAAGGCCCCGCCACCGCCGCUUGUGGAGGAGGGCACCACGGGCGGAAGCUCGGGAAACACAGGGCAACAGCCGCCCGCUUCAACACCACAGCGCGAGAUAGCCCCGCUUCUCGCUAGUGACGCCCCAGCCUCCCUCUUGGGACACACUAUCUAUGAUAGCGAAGGCCGGGCCACUUUGCAGCUGGUUCAAUUGUGGGCAUGCCGCCGCCAGUGUUCCCAAUGCGCUCAGGGACACUGUCAGGCGACAUUCAGCGACAGAUCCAACAGCUUCCACGUGAACCACUUAUGCAGAGACUGCAAACGCGCUCGUGGGCGUGAGCGCCAGGAGGCCACUUCGCAGUGGAACCACGGCCAAGAUGAGUGGGGCCAGAGCCAGACCGCUUGGGAGGACUCGCCCGCUUGGAGUUCCUGGAACUGGUCUGGUCUCUUCGACAUGUCCGACUUCUCGCAGCUCGUGUCGGACUGCAACGUACCUCCUGCGGUGGCCUCUCUGCUUUCGGAGUUUGACACUGCUUUGUACGCACGUGCUUGCACAACUUCUUCCGAGCUAGAGGAAUUGAUCACCCACUUUAUGACCGAAGCUGCGGUGACAGAAGCAGCAGAACGCUUUAUCACUAAAGCGUCGUUGCGCCUGCUUUUCUCCAAAUGCCGGCAGUCGGAGGGCAUGGCAUCCUUAGAAGCCACGCCCAGUUCUGCUCUCCCGCUUGGAGAAGCGCCUUCAACAGCUGUGCCAACCGCUCCGGCCGCAGUCCCGCUUUCUAGCUCAUGGCAGGAGGCUUGGCCUGCAAAACUCAGCGGCGAACGCACCGCAGCGCUUAGGAAAAGGUUCGAGGAGGAUUACCCCACUGAACUCCUCGAUGCCGAGAGCUUUCCGAGCGCCCGCUUGUUGGCCCUUACCAAUAAGAUGCUUUCAGAAAAGGAAGUGCGAUGGAUUCCCUGGAAGUACCGCUUAAGUGCAAGGGCGCAAGAAGACAGCCUGCUUAUCAGGCCCAAGAAACAGGCCCGCUUUGACAUCGCGGAGUUCUUCUUCGACGAGGCUCCGACCCGGGAUAUACAUGAAGGCCCCGCCUCCUUCAGCUUCGUGACACAGCUUCUCUCACUUGCUGCGAAUGCGAUCGCUUUAUGCCAGGGGGCACACCUAGGCUCCCUGAAACUCUACAACAAAAAGUUCACCCGCAUUUGCUUCACCAAAUACGAGGCCUCCGCCAACCUACGGGGCCCCACUACGAUGGAAGCCCAGGCAGCUGAUCGCCGAUGUUGGGAAAUCAUCGCCGACUUAGUCAAUGUGCAUCAUUGGAAGCUAGAUGAUGCGCUUCACGAAGUUGCGGAGGUGCGCUCUGAUUUGCACAGCUUACUUGCGCCCAGGCCAUUCGUACCCAAACCCAAGCACGACCCGGACAACAGCUGGAAGGCCGGCUCCAAAGGCAACGGUCGCGGAGGCAAAGGCGGGGGCCGUGGCGGCAAAGGCCGCGAUGGCAAAGGCGAGAAGGGAGAGCGCUUCGAGCGAGGCGGCAAAGGUGGCAAAGGCAAGGACAACAAGCAGGCGACGCCUCCCGGCAAAUGGCUUUCAACCAUCUUCAUGGAGGGCAAGCGCCAGACUCUUUGCAUGCGCUACCAGAGCGGUCAGUGCAAGGACCCAGCCACGUGCCGCUAUGUGCACAGAUGCGCAGUGCCCAAGAAUGACGGCACCGCUUGCGGGGGUAAUCACCCAGCUUCUCAGCAUGUGGCUGCCCCGCACCAGGAAACCCACUUCAGCGACCAGCGGGACAUCGCUGAGGAGGUCACAGUUGUCCCGCUUUCAGUGCCUGCUCAACCUUCAGGUUCAGCAGGGGCAACCUCGGCACUGCCCAAGGCUGGUGCCCCAGUAUCCAGUGCAUCUUUGGCAAUCAGUGAAGGCUCCCUCGACUUCGCUACCUGCUUGGAGCUUUUAGCGCAGUACUUUUCCAUUCCCUUCCUUGAUGCCGCAGGCCCCACCGACAAUGCCAUUGACGCUUCCGGAGCAUAUUUCAACCUGGGAGCUUUCUCCUUUGAUAACGGCACCAGGUCGGGGAUAUUUCAGCGCACUGAACAAUUUUCCGAUGUACUUCGUUUCUUGAACGCUUUCAUGCAGCUUCAGUUCCCGGGUGCCUCUUGGAGCUCCUUGUGCGUGAGUCACAACGUUCGUACUCGCUUACACACGGAUGCUGGCAACGCUUCAGGAACACUCAAUCACACAGUUUCACUCGGCAAUUUCAGCGGAGGUGAGAUCUGGAUUAGCCCAGCUUUGGACCCUUCUGCUGCCAACAUCCCGGCCCCAUUGGAGGCCUCAUCCGAGGCCCACAGAGCGGAAGAUGCAAGCAAAGGUGAAUUGCGCGACACCUGGCAUUCACCGCUUUCCUUUAGCUGUGAAUCCCUCCAUUGUACGAUGCCAAUCCAAGGAGACAGGUGGGUAUUGACUGCCUACACUUGCAGGAACCUGCACAGCUUCGACACGAAGUCGCUGGCACAUUUAAGGUCACUGGGGUUCCCAUUGCCUCCAGUACCUACAACACUUCCUCAGGCUGUACCCUCUGCACCGAAGGACAACACGCACGUCGAGCUCUUCUUAGAUAUCUGCUGUGGUGCCUCUCACCCACUUACCACGGCGAUCUCAUCAUGUGGCAUCAUAUGUUUGCCCAUUGAUCUGCUUGGUGAGGAGCAGCUGGACCUCUUGCACGACGACACGUACGAUCACCUCCUUCGGUUAUGCUUCUCAGGCAUUGUACGUUUUGCUCAUGGAUCUCCGCCAUGCAAAGAGUACUCCCGCUUGAAGCUACGCCCCGGGGGACCUGCUGCUAUCCGAUCCCCGGAACAUCUCAACGGGUUGCCGGGCAAUACAGCUUCACAGCAGGAACGCGUGGUAAGCAGCCAGAAGCUUCUGUAUCGCUGUGUAUGCCUGCUUCGGGCCGCUUUCAACUCAGGUGCACAUGUAUCUCUGGAACAGCCCACGAACGCGAUGUCUUGGCUUGAACCAUUCGUACAGGACAUGCUUGCUGAGAUACAGGCUUCACUGGUCAACAUCCCGGCGUGCUCAGUUGGCCAGAACAUAGCCAAAUCUUGGCUUUUAGCAUGCAGCUUCGCUGAUAUGCGAGCCCUGGCAGGUACAUGCUCUCAUUCGGAGGGUCAUCCUUCUGUGGCCGGUGUCAGGGACGAGCUUGGCAACUUUUUGUCACAGCGCACCGCAGAGUACCCAGCCCAGUUAGCAAACCGCUUUGCUCAGCAGGCGGCUAAACUUUUCUCGUCACGCCGGCCCUCCCACAGUGUUCCAACUUGUUCUUUGGCUUUCGCACUCUCUUCGAUCCCCAAGAAGCCCCGGGCAGCGACAACUACAGCAUCACAGGAUGGAGGUGGCAUCUACUCCUUGCCGGACUGGUCAAUGGGCCCCAGAUACCAGUCUGACAGCUUGCACGAUUUGCGCAAAGAAUGGCAGUCCUGGCUCCUCUCGCACAGGUGGAGGAAUGCCUUCGGCACCGACUUGUCAGCCGCAAACAGCUUGACAAACUUCUCGGUCUCCUCCAGUGGUAUUCAUACAUACUUGGACGACAAGCUCCGCUUCACUGGUAAACCGCCGGGCACCAGCAUUUCAGAAGGGUCCACUUUGUUGUCAGCUCGCCACAAAACAUUGCACAGCAAGGCUGAUCUCGCUUUGGUCCCGGUAAGCACCAAACGCAUGUGGCUUCGGGUUACGGACCCCACUUCAUCCAAGCGACGCCUCUCAGAAUCCAGCAGAGAAACACUUUCUUUCUUUGCCCACUUGAGCUCCAGGGACUGGCGUCCACGGCCGCUUAGACCACCACCUACGAGCUCAGUGGAAUCAGCAGCCGAUGCCUUCGGCAAAGGCAACGACUGCGGCGUCGGGGGAUGGCUCCUUCUCCCAUGUGGCCGCCUGCUUUGGUUUUCGCAUCGCUACACCGUGCAGGACUUCCUGGAGCUCGGUCUGCCAAUGCAGCCUGACGCCAACUUGGACAUUUCCAGCUAUGAGACGUUGGCACAGUGCUACGUUCUUCUCGCUUUCUGGAAAGCCCAUGGUUCUGGCCGCUUGGCUUUGAAAUUACCAGCUUUGAGCGAUAAUAGUGGCGCUGAAUCGGUGUGUAACAAACUUUACACCUCCAAAGUACCACUUAAUCUUUUCGUUCGCAAGCUUUCGAUGUGGAGCUCCAUUACCGGUGUCACUUUGGACUGCAGCCACAUUGCUGGCGAAAAGAACGACGAUGCAGACCUGCUUUCGCGGUGGGACGGCUGCGCAGAACUUCCGGCCAAGUUUCUGCCAUCAAACCGCAUUGAGCUUUACCUCUCUGAGUUCUGGCAGAUCCGCUUUCAAGUGAAGCUCUUUCCAGCUGAUACCUUUUUGAAGUGGCAGCUUCCUUCAGCCACCAGAUUGGGCCCGACAAACCGAGGCUCCAAUAAGCGCAAGUAG
Messenger RNA from Symbiodinium sp. CCMP2592, 7014 nucleotides. The record is from the annotation of a GenBank genome assembly. Lineage: Eukaryota; Dinophyceae; Suessiales; Symbiodiniaceae.